ACUUCAAACGUCCCUGGCUGUGAUGAGGUUGGGGAAUGUUACAGCUUUAGCGGUUUUAACGAUGUACGAGCGUGGUAAGAUGCUGCUUUUUGAAGGUGGUGUAUGAGUGAACACUUCCAACUUACAGCAACUUGGACUGGACCGUGUAAAGCUGUGUGUAGCCGACCAUCAUUUAGCCAAAUAUUUAUCCCAUGCAAUCAUCCAUGCUUUUGUGGAGAGCUGUCCCAGCAGGGAUAUGUACCAGGGAGCAAUUAUGGAAGACCAACCUACCCAAUGGUCGUUUUAAAUAUCUUUCAAUUCCUGAAGUGUUGUGGUAUCGGUAUAGUUAGGUAGACAAGCGACUUGGUUCUUUGCUUCUUUGAUUCUUAAAAAAGCCUCAGAGUUUUAUUUGGUCAAGCUCGCGGACACUCUGGAUAAACCGUGUCAACCAAGCUGUGUAGCGGAGGUCGACAAACCGACCCCGUCCUCUAGUAGACGAACGCUGAUUGGUCACGUCGCCAUUGCUAUGACAACGCCAGUGGUAUUUGUCCUGUGUUGUAAUCUAUUGUGGAUUAGUUUCCAUGAUGAUAAAUCCAGGGUAGAAGGUCACGAAGACGCCGGAAAUACGACAAUGUUGUCCCUGAACAUUUCCAAACAACUUCCGGUCAGCGUUGCCGUUCUGGACGAACCGGAAAUGGUCCAUUCCGGAAAAGCGUCGGAAAUCCCAGACUCUUAUUUAUCGAAAAAUUCGCAGAGUCACCAGAAGAAUGACAGAGACAGAGCUGGGUCACAACUGUUGAAAGAAAAUUCCAGACAUGCACCUUUGACUCGAAUUAACGAAAACAGGGUGUCAGUGGGUAAACCGCUGGGGCAUUCUGGAAUCUCCGUUAGUAAGCAAGACAAGAGCUUUUCAACUCCUUCAGCAGUUGUUACCUCUAGCAGCAAUAAGCUGCAUUAUGUAGGAAACACAACCGAAAACCCCCCUCUGAUAUCUGAACGAGGCGAUAAACAUAACUUCCCCGAGAUGGGAGACGGUAAACAAAGCACCCAAGUUGGUGUUUUGAAGCCCACGAGCAAUGUCAUGCUCACUGGUCCGAAAAUGGGAUCUCGACUUGAGAGUAAUACCGAAACUCAAAAACUCGAACACAGCAAGAGCGUAAAUGACCGGGAACCGCGUAAAAUUAUCGCUAAUGCUGCUGUUGACAGUGCAGGUGCCAGCAGCGACGGUCCCCAUUCGUCUUUAGAUCAGAGAGCAUUAGAACCAAACGCACGAGUUUCCACAGAUUUCCGUGAGUUGUCUGGAGAAACAGAAGCAGAAAACCCUAACCAAAGCAAAACAACCAAAACACCCGCUGAAAUGAAUGAUGUAAAUAUGCAAAACAAUGGAUCAGCGUGGACUGAGUGGGGAGCAUGUACCGUGAGCUGUGGCACCGGAACACAGGAGAGGUCACGUGCGUGUGGAGCUAACUGUCAACAAGUGGAGUCCAGGGAGUGUUAUCUAGAUUCCUGUCACGGAAUUAUGAGAGGAGUGCAUUUUUCUGAUGUAAAGGUACAAGAAGAAUUUGAUUUCAAUGACCCAACACUGAGUCCUUCAGAAGUACCGAAACAAACAUAUUUAGAUACAGUAGAAACGGACGCCUGUGAAAUGUGGUCAACUUGUAAGGAUGAGUACCUCCAGAGAUACAUGACCCAUCUCUCCGAACUGGCCAACUGCCCUUGCUUCUACCCGUAUAACCUAGAGAACAACAACAACGUUUGGGACGACAACAGAAGACGCUAUUAUCAGUGGGUGGAGGUGAACUCAACAGAAGAGAAACUGAGCGUGUAUCGCCCAGGGGCCUACAAGUGUAUACGCUCCCUUCUCUUCCCGGGGGCCCCCACCCUGGCCGCCCAAGUGUGUUGUUACACGCACAACCUGCAGCUGGUGACCCGCGGGCGGAACGCCGGCACACCCAACCUGAUAAGUCCCCAGAUAUCCUGGGAGCUCCACUACAAGAUAGACAUACUUCCAUGGGUGAUCUGCAAGGGCGACUGGACCAGGUACAAUCAGGUUUUAUCUCCGAACAAUAUGCUAGGCUGUGCAGAGUUCCCGGACGAAGACCAGUUGCUCGAAGAGGUGCAAGAAGCAAGGGACUAUUAGUGUCAGGAAGAGCAUUUUUCUUUUUAUUUUAUAUACCCCAUCAUACUUUUUCAUAUUUAGACAUUCGUGUUUACGGAUAAUCUCCUGUACUGACAAAAGUGGAUUGCUUAGUGCCAGGGACAGGUGUUCACCGAGCUUACAGCCAUCAGAACUUGUCAUAGUGAAGGAGUGAAUAUGAUUCAUCGUCACAUCGGCUGGAUUGGAGCCGAUGUGAUAUGAAGAAUUAACAUGAUUUUGUAUUAGCAUAUAUUAUUUAGUUCGCUAAAUGACAUCCAUCUUGUACAAAAAUACCUAUAACUGACCAAGGUCAAGGUUAUAGUCCGUUUAUAAACCAUCAUCAUCAAUAGACAAUCAUUAAUGAAAAAUAUUUGCAAACUAUUCUUCAGCAAAUCAUAUGGCACGAGGAUCCACCAGGUUUGCAGACAGAAAUUCUAAAUUCUUCGUGGACUUCAAAGUAUAUUAUCUAAAUAUUUAAACAUAGUACUGUACUCUGGAAUAUUUUGUUAAAUAUUUUUGUUUUUGGUAGAACGUAUUUGCAAACCAUUUAAGAACCUUAUUUUAGGUCGUGGAUGUAGCCCUGUUAACCAUCAUAUGUUUAUGUGUACAAAAAUAAUGUUUGUCAGUAAUGAACGGCAAUAGAGUGUGGUAGCCACAAAUACUUUAAUCCGUUUUUUAAAAUAAUUUUUCAAAUCAAAAGUGACUCAAAACCAAUAUUGUUUUGAGCGCCAGAAACCACCAAAACUGGAAAUAAUGCAAUGGUCGUUCGACAGAGAUGAUUUCAUAGAUCUUAACUUAUUUCAAAUUAAUCCGCCGACAAGGAAAAGAAAAUCUUAUGACGUUACAUCAUGUGGUUUGAAUAUACCACUUUGACCUCCUUUAAAUGCUAUCUGCGGUGUAGUAAAUAAUCUUAAACAAAAAUAAAAGCAUGUUGGGGACAGUUUAACCUGAAUCUUCCAAUUUCAAUGACUUCGUCUCAUCGUUAAAGCCGAACAUUUGCACAAUUAUAGAAAACCUGAAAUGUUUCACAAAUUAAGGUAUAUACACUUUUCCUAGCCCGGACGGGUGUAGGAAAUAGGCACGGCUGAGGGCUUAAUGGUGUAUAACUUUAUUGACUAUUUUUUAUUGAAUUAUUUAUUUAUUUGAUUGGUGUUCAACGCCGUACUCAA
This is a messenger RNA of Liolophura sinensis, 3285 nucleotides long. RefSeq names its product isthmin-like. The record is from RefSeq and is a predicted model, not a curated record. Bases 506 to 2119 code for a protein of 537 amino acids. The transcript has 6 exons. Lineage: Eukaryota; Metazoa; Mollusca; Polyplacophora; Chitonida; Chitonidae.